Molecule: messenger RNA, 1892 nt
Organism: Closterium sp. NIES-67
Lineage: Eukaryota; Viridiplantae; Streptophyta; Zygnematophyceae; Desmidiales; Closteriaceae
Source: the annotation of a GenBank genome assembly
AAGGCAGUCAUUUUCAAAGAAGCAUAUUCUCAUGGCCCAGCACUUCCCCUGCUUCUAGGGUGUGCAGCUCUCGCUAGUUCAUUGGAGAGCAAGUUUUGUUACGGCUUUAGCUGUCUCGCUGAAGCUACUGACAAUAGCGACUGACAAUUGUCCUAGCGAUUGUCUAGAAAUAGGCUGGUUUGGGGGGUCGUCUGCGGAAGGUUCCUUUCAAAUUGCGCUACCGAAAUCCCCGCGUUUCGCUAUCGGCGCCUAUCUACACCUAACGUCAGCCUAGAAAUCAUCCCCAUUGCAAUUCUCAGCCACACAUGUUAGCUCACUGUUAGGCUUGUCCUCGACAUUUAUCAGAUAACGUCAAGAUGAAUCGCGUUAAAGCCGGCCGCAAAAAGGCCGAAGGGGGGGCCAGAUCGUUAAUCCCCUGUAUAGUCUUCCUCAUUUCCGCCGCUUGCGUCAUCCUAGUCAUAUCGUACACCGGCGCAACAAUCGCCUCUAAAAAAUCGUCCGCGCAGCCCGGCGGAAAGAACCCGCGCGGAGGCGGGGAAAGCGCGGACGUGAUGGAGGAAGGCGGAUCGGAGGGGGAGGAGGGGGGGGAAAUGGUGUUCGGAAAGGUCGUCGGCGCGGCGCCGUUUCUCCCGGACUUCGAUCUGUCGCGGCCCGUGGAGCACGGACCGAAAGGGAGGCGACUGAGCAAAGAGGAGCAGGAGUACGUCAGCGCGGAGGCGGAAUACCAGAUGCGCCUGGCGCGUCGCAACGAGCUCACGGGCGGCAAGCGCCCCGAGCCGCCGUUCCCGCGCUGGAAGCCCGGGAAGAUCAAGGAGGUCUUCCUCACGCCCACGUACCCCUGCAAGCGCGCCGAGCGGCUGGGCGGCACGGGGACAGACGGUGAAGGAGGCAAGUGGGUGUGUAACAUUCGCAAGCUGAGGGCGGGAGGCAGGCGGCCGAUCGUGUACAGCAUCGGCAGCGCGGGAGAGACCUCCUUUGAGCAGGCGGUGCGAGCCCGUCUGGGCACCAAGGCGUUCACCUUCGACCCGUUCUUAGACGACCAGCAGGCAGCAGCGAUACGGGCCAAGCACAUUCUGAGAUACAUCCCCAUUGGGCUGGGGGCGGGCAAGCAGCUGUCGGCUCUCAGGAGGGGCGCCCCUGGGAAGCGGUUUGCGACUCUGGCUCAGCUUAUGGGGAAGCUUAACCACUCGCAUGUUGACGUGCUCAAGAUUGACUGCGAGCGCUGUGAGGAGCGUCUUAUGGAGGACCUCCUUAAUGCGUUUGGCAAGGAGAAUCCGCCGGCCGACCAAAUCCUGGUGGAGAUUCACCAAAUCCGCCACGUGGCCAGGACCACGCAGGUCCUUUUCCCAUUGGAAGACAUGGGCUAUCGGCUCUUCAAUGCAGAGGCCAACCCCCGCUGCAGCUCCUGUUACGAGCUCUCCUUUGUUCAUGAAAGCUUCUUAAAGCCCAAAUCCAUGUUCCCUGAUGCUGCUGCUGCUGGCGGUGAUGCUGGUGGGGCUGGGGAUGCUGCUGGUGAUCCUGCAGCUGAUACUGCUGAAGCUGCUGCUGAUGCUGCAGCCGAUGCUGUUGCUGCUGCGGCUGCAGAUUCGGCUGCUGAGGAUGCUGCUGGUGAUGGUGGCUCCGGUGAGGGCACAGGGGACGGAAGUCAAUGAUUGAUUAGGCUUGUCUUGUCUAGCUGUUGUUGCUGGCACACUCCCCCGGCUCACCUAGUUUGUUUUCACAUUGGCUUGGAGUUUCACAUAUUUGCUCCGAUUGUUUUGUAGCAACCUCAGCAUACUACCCUUUAUGGACACAGUUGUCCACGAAUAUUGGCUUUACAGGAUUUACAGCAUACUUUUCUUGGGGGGGAGGUGGUUUGUUUGUCAUUCACUUAAGCAAAGAAGCUGUCAACA